Molecule: messenger RNA, 1433 nt
Organism: Thalassophryne amazonica
Lineage: Eukaryota; Metazoa; Chordata; Actinopteri; Batrachoidiformes; Batrachoididae
Product: NLR family CARD domain-containing protein 3-like
Exons: 1
Source: RefSeq, a predicted model, not a curated record
GAUCCAGAGAAACAGAUUGACUGUUGUGAUAUCUUCAAACCAGGAGUCACCCGACAGCUCCGUGGAAAAAAGGCGCCAAUCAGAUGUGUAAUGACAAAAGGAAUUGCGGGUAUUGGAAAGACAUUUGCUGUCCAGAACUUUUCCCUAGACUGGGCAGAGGAAAAGUCCAACCAGCACAUAGAUUUAGUUUUUGUGCUGUACUUUAGAGAGCUGAACAUGCUUCAAGAGGACCACUACAGCCUUCUGUAUCUUCUACUUCUUUUUUACCCUGAUCUAGAACUAGAAAAACACACAGAGGUACUUCUUAAGGAAAAUGUGUUGUUCAUCCUUGAUGGUUUGGAUGAAAGUCGAUUUCCAUUGGAAUUUGAAGGGAGCAAGACAGUAAGUGACGUUGAGCAGAUAUCCACGGUGGACGUGCUGCUGAUAAACAUCAUCAACAGAAACCUGCUGCCAAACUCUCUGAUCUGGAUAACUUCUCGACCAGCAGCAGCCAGUCAGAUACCUUUGGAAUAUGUUGAUCAGAUGACAGAAGUGCGAGGGUUCACUCAGGAGCAGAAGGAGGAAUACUUCAGAAGGGCAUUCAGAGGAGAUGACAAAGCUGAAGAAGUCAUAGCGUGUCUCCGAGGGAUGAUUAGCUUCCAUUUCUUGGGUCAUAUACCCAUCUUCUGUUGGAUCGCUGCUGAAGUGUUUAAGAAUAGAUGGAGCAUCCUGAAGAGUCGAACUGCAACUAUGACGGAGUUGUACAUUUAUUAUCUACGAGAUCAAAUAGAAAAGGCAACAAACAAGUACGAGAAAUGCAUUUUUCAGGAAAACAUUAAGUCACAGAUUGAUGCCAUGCCUUUGAAUCUAUCCAAACUGGCAUUCGACCAGCUGGUGAAAUGCAAUGUGCUGUUUUAUGAAGAGGACCUCAGAAAACGUUUCAUCCAUGUUGACAAAGAUUCAGGGUUUUGUGGUUUUUGCUCAGAAAUCCUGAAGGAAGAAUUCAGGCUGGACAAGAAGAAGAUUUUCAGUUUUGUGCACCAAAGCUUCCAGGAGUUUCUUGCUGCUUUUUACUUGUUUCGCUGCUGCGUGACAAAGAAUGCCAGUGUGUUGAAGUCCUUCCUGGCUGAAGACCCCGUGGGGCUGAGCUUCAUGGACUUGCUGGAGAGUGUUGUGAACAAAGCCUUGCAGACUGAGAACGGCCAGCUGGACCUCUUUCUAUGUUUCUUCCUUGGCUUCUCCUUGGAGUCAAACCAGAAAAUGCUAGCAGGUUUACUACCACAGAUCGAGAAUAGCUCAAAGACUGUUGAGCAAAUGAGGAGGUACCUUCACAAAUUUAAUUCAGGAAAUGUCCCACUGGAACGAUGCAUGAAUCUUUUACUCUGCAAGUAUGAGUUGAAACGAGAAGUUUCAGGAUGAUGUCAGCGUGAUUCUCCAAUCAGGGAUGAGGCUCU